Molecule: messenger RNA, 1216 nt
Organism: Nicrophorus vespilloides
Lineage: Eukaryota; Metazoa; Arthropoda; Insecta; Coleoptera; Silphidae
Product: serine protease snake-like
Exons: 6
Coding region: 106-1143 (345 amino acids)
Biological process (GO): proteolysis
Molecular function (GO): serine-type endopeptidase activity
Source: RefSeq, a predicted model, not a curated record
AACAAAAGAAAAGUAAAAGAAUAAUGGUAAGGUCCUAAUGGCUUCGGAGAGUUGAAAAACUGGUUCCGAGGUGCACUCUUGUUUUGCACAUCUUCAAUCUCGGUGAUGACUCUGUGCAAGAUGUUGGGAUUUCUUAUGCUGCUCAUCGCGGCGAGUAAAUCGCAAAUCCACUUCAACGAGGAGAAAGCACCUUGCGACAUCACUUACAGCGAUCUCCACUGCAUCCACAUCAAUAAAUGUCCAGAAGCGCUUUCUGGGAUCCGAAGAGGAAUAUUCCCGAAACCAUGCGGAUUUGAAGGGAAGAUGCCCUUGGUUUGCUGCAACGAAUUAACCAAACCGGGCAAAAGAAGUAUCAGGCAAUGCGAUCAUACCUAUGAGAAGGUGAAAAUUGAUGGUGAAGGUACGAUCAAGUAUACGGCUUUGGUCCUUCCGAAGCAAACUCUAUCGGAGCAGUAUCCGCACAUGGUUUCACUGGGUAGUAAAAAUUCCUAUAGAAAGGAUGGUAGAUCGGUGAGUUGGAUGUGUAGCGGUAGUUUGAUCAGCGAAAAAUUCGUCUUGACUACGGCCCACUGCAUCGAAGAUCCAAACGAAAUCAUAAACGUUGCGAUUUUGGGUGAUCUAGACUCGGUAGGAAAACCGAAUUGUAACUCUCAAGAGUACAGAAUUAUCAGAAAAGUGGUCCAUCCGGAUUUCCGAGCUCCAUACAGAUACAACGAUUUGGCGGUUGUAGAACUGGAGAGACCUGUGGAAGUGACGAAGUACGUGAAACCUGCAUGUCUUCAGACGCGGUACGAUAUUGCGGACGCCUGGUGGGAGACCAGCGGAUACCAAAAUCAACGUCUAUACAAUAUGCGUCUCUAUGAAAGCACUUUGUUUAACUGCGAUAAUUACUUCAAAUCAAAACGAUUUUCCACUUUCCUACCAAAAGGUGUUAAUUAUACGACGCAAUUCUGCGCUCAGAAAUCAUCAGAGGAGACUCAGAUUCAGGAAGGAACUGGAGGACCACUGCAAACCAUUAAUUGGCAUUAUUUGGAUGGAUGGACUGUAAUAGGUGUGACAGUGAUUGAUGCCGUCAAGGGUAUCGGAUUGUAUACUAGAUUAUCUCAUUAUAUUCCAUGGAUUGAAUCCGUUGUUUGGCCAUGAGAUAUCUAAGAUUCAAUUAACAUUUAUUUUCUAAUUACUUAGUACAUUUACAGCUCAAAUUAAGCGCAAAAUA